AUGGGAGAAAACCUGGCACCGGCGUGCAUCGCCACGACCGUAGCAACGACAGGAAUAGAACAGGCCGAGGCCGGGUCAUCCGGUGCAACGGUAGCUAGUGGUCGUUACGAAGAUGGUGAUGGAUUGGCUGCUAGUGCUAGGAAACCGGUGUCGAAAAAGUUCUUUUCCCUCCUCUGGGGCGAAAAGAUAAAGCAUGACGUGUUUCGACGAUGGUUGCAAGGGUUCUCUUUCAGUGAUUUCGAACCAUCCGCUUUGGUGCAGCGUGAUGGCGGACCCUGUUGUGUAAUAGCCCCGGUCCAAGCGUACCUGCUGAAGAUACUGCUCAUGGAAUCGCCGGAACAUGGUUUCAAUGAGCUUACGGCAGACAAAUGUAAAACGCUUCUGAUACAAGCCGUCUGCCAGAUACUGAUGAAAUGCAAAACGGAAGUGUAUCGUAUCGUGACGCUAGAGGACGAAAGCGAUGCAGGAUCGAUUUCAACUACAGCAACAACCAACCGGUGUGUCGAGUCGACCGACGAUGAAGCGGGUUGUUCGGGAUAUUCCCAGCAACAGCACGAUAGCAAUGAAACGCACCGUCCUGGCGUAGACACGCACGAUGCCGCAUUAAUUCACCCAUCGGCGAUAGCACGGACAGAGAGUAUAUGGACGUCGGAGGCAUUUCAUGAACGGAUUCGGUUUCGCGAACAUAAACACAUCGACGAUGUUCACAAGUUCUAUGUGCAAAAUUUUCACGUGCUAACGGACGAAUGCGGUGUACUACUGUUGCUCUACACUGUUCUGCAGACCAAGGGGCUAGAACACAUCUUGUCCGAGAUGUCCGAUCCGAACGAGUCGUUGAUACAUGAUACGUAUGGUUGCGGAAGCCAGGCGCUGAUUAACCUGAUGCUGACCGGACGUGCAGUACCCCAUGUGUGGGAUAACGAGCAGGAUGUUGGAGGAAUGAAGCUGAAAGGCAUUAACCAGCAGUCUGACAUCGGUUUUAUUACUGUAAUGGAACAGCUGCAGUACUGCACCGUUGGUUUCUUUUAUAAAAAUCCAAAGAACCCCGUGUGGGUGAUGGGCUCCGACACUCAUUUGACAGUGUUGUUUAGUCACGAGAAACGGCUUGUGUCGCCGGAAACUCCCGGCGAGAUAGCCCGCCGCGUCUUUCGCCAGUUCGAUCCAGACGAAAGCAACUUUAUACCGAGCCCAGUGUUGCAGGACGUUUUGUGUGCACUGGAACUGGUCAGCGAGCCAGAGUACGUGGAGUUGAUGCGGAGUCGACUAGAUCCGGAAAAUCUCGGUAUUAUCUUACUAAACGCGUUCAUGAAUGAAUUUUUCCCGGACGAGAAAAAAUCCACGCCGGACACAUUUGAUUUGCUACAUUACAAUGGUAUCCCGAACUCCAACUAUGGCAACGUGGUGAAGUACAGCAGGGGUCAGGCGGUAUUGCUGGAGAGUGAUGUGCGCAUGUGCAAUCCCUCCGAUCCGAUGCUUACAUGUUUGCAAACCAAAUGGCCCAACAUUGAGGUGAACUGGAGCGGCCACCGAACACCCUCUCUUAAUUGA
Molecule: messenger RNA, 1548 nt
Organism: Anopheles marshallii
Lineage: Eukaryota; Metazoa; Arthropoda; Insecta; Diptera; Culicidae
Product: ubiquitin carboxyl-terminal hydrolase MINDY-3 homolog
Exons: 5
Coding region: 1-1548 (515 amino acids)
Biological process (GO): protein K48-linked deubiquitination
Molecular function (GO): cysteine-type deubiquitinase activity; K48-linked deubiquitinase activity
Source: RefSeq, a predicted model, not a curated record